GAUUGGCUGGGCUGUAUUAGCAGAGGCCGUGAUUGCUGAAGUGUUUGGCAGGUCUCGGAUGAGCCUCCUGCCCUGUGCCUCCCUCUGAAGAAGAGGAGGGGAAGGCCUGAGCCCUCUGGGACCCAGCGACCACAUCCCAUCAGGAACCCUGAAUGUCCACGGAGCAUUUCAUCAACAUGGAGUUCUGAAGUCCAUGUGGCUCCUUGCUGUGCACCAGGUGCUAAGGAAAAUGCAGAGACGCCACAGUAGCAACACGGACAGUAUUCCACCUGAAAGAAGCCGCAGCCAGGUGCUCAGCCCUGAGGCCAGCGUCGAUGAGGGUGGUGUGUUUGAGAGCCUGAAGGCAGAGACGGCCUCCCCUCCCGCACUCUUCUCAGGCCUGGCAGGUAGCCUGCCUGCCAACCCCUUCCCAGCAGGCCUGGUGCUGGGCUCCACAGCAGGUGGUGGGGACGUGUUCAUCCCAAUGCCAGCCACCAGGGAUGAGGCCGGAAGCCGCAGCACCGAAGGAACCACGUACCACCACCGCCAGGCCCACCACCACUUCCACCAUGGCGCCCACCGCGGGGGCUCCCUACUGCAGCAUGUGGGUGGGGACCACCGUGGGCACUCCGAGGAAGGGGUGGACGAGCAGCCAGGAACUCCGGCACCUGCCCUGUCCGAGCUAAAGGCUGUCAUCUGCUGGCUUCAGAAAGGACUACCCUUCAUCCUCAUCCUGCUGGCCAAACUCUGCUUCCAGCACAAGCUAGGCAUUGCUGUGUGCAUCGGGAUGGCCAGCACCUUCGCCUAUGCAAACUCCACCCUCCGGGAGCAGGUGUCGUUGAAGGAGAAGAGGUCGGUGUUGGUCAUCUUGUGGAUUCUGGCCUUCCUGGCAGGGAACACUCUCUAUGUCCUUUACACCUUCAGCUCCCAGCAGCUCUAUAGCAGCCUGAUAUUCCUGAAGCCCAACCUGGAGACCCUGGAUUUCUUUGACCUGCUGUGGAUCGUGGGGAUCGCCGACUUUGUGCUGAAGUAUAUCACCAUCGCCCUCAAGUGCCUCAUCGUGGCCCUGCCCAAGAUCAUCCUGGCUGUCAAGUCCAAGGGAAAGUUUUAUCUGGUCAUCGAGGAGCUGAGCCAGCUGUUCAGGUCACUCGUUCCCAUCCAGCUGUGGUACAAAUACAUCAUGGGGGAUGACUCCUCCAACAGCUACUUCCUAGGAGGGGUUCUGAUCAUUCUCUACAGUCUGUGCAAGUCAUUCGACAUCUGUGGUCGUGUGGGUGGACUCAGGAAAGCACUGAAGCUCCUUUGCACCUCCCAGAAUUACGGGGUCCGAGCCACAGGGCAGCAGUGCACGGAAGCCGGCGCCAUCUGUGCUAUAUGCCAGGCUGAGUUCCGAGAUCCUAUGAUCCUCCUGUGCCAGCACGUGUUCUGUGAGGAGUGCCUCUGCCUGUGGCUGGACCGGGAGCGCACAUGCCCACUCUGCCGCUCUGUUGCCGCCGACACCCUGCGCUGCUGGAAGGAUGGGGCCACGUCUGCACACUUGCAGGUGUACUGAGCUGAGCAUAAGUGGCAGACACCAGGGAGCCCAGGGCUGCUGAGCCCAGCCCUGAGGACUCAUGGGAAACAGCCUCCAGCACUUUCUCCUGCCUUCUACCACCUCUACCUGAUGAUCCCGGGCUCUCCCCACCAACACAUUUCUCAUCACCCUGGCAUCACACACAGGUGUGUGUCCUGCCCCACCAGAAAGGGGAGCCUCCUCACUCAGACUUGGCUUCUCCCCAGGUAGGUGGCCCGUCCACUCUACGUGGAGGAAUUGCUCGUACAACAGUCUCUCCUUAUUCAACCUGCUUCCGGCCACUACAAACUGGUAUGAGCUGAGAGAGUGCAACCUGACCUAGGUCUGCCAAUAAGAGCCACAGGGAGAAUGUCCACCCACCCAUGUGACCUAGGGCCCUGGGAUGAGGGUACUCUCUUUCACACCCUUUGGCAGGUGAGGAAACUGAGAUGAGAAACUUGGCCCAGUCACCCAGCUAGUAAGGGCCCAUGAGUCCCCAGUGCUGCCUGCUGCUGCUAGUGUAGGGGCCAGCAUAGCCAGCUUGUCAAGAGCACACAGGCCGUUCUCACAUCCCCUGCUGGUUGAGCGUCAGUGCUCUGGGCCUACAGCACAUCAGAGGCAGAGCACACUAGCAGCAAAUGCUGACCCCCUGAGGUCAAAUGGCAGGAGCCAUGGAAAGACUUGACCUCGAUUCCUUUUUUCCUGCGCUCUGCCUGGGACAGUCAGUCUCAAGAAGGGUCAGCUCAGGCCUAGAAGUGCAUGCCCCCUGACCUCUGUCACUUCCUUUCCCCACCUUCUCUUCUGUACUGUCCCUCACUGGCAGCUCAGGCCUUUGCAAAGCUCUGGUGGACAUGGAUGCCUCCCCUGGGUGCCUUCAAUCCAUGUCAUAGAUGGCACACGGCUCAGGAGCAAUCCAUUUCCCCCUCCCUCUCUCUAGUGAGGUAAUUAGCUCAGAGAAACAAUAGUCCUCCCAGAGCCUCUGAAAACACUGCUUGCUGUCUUUAACCAAACGCCUGAGAGGAACCGCAGAGAACACUGGGAACAGCUCACAGGUGCACUUCGAAUUCCUGGGUCUCUAGGACACAGCUGCUUUCUCCCCCUGUGAAACACACUGCUUGGAAACCUGGGAUGAGAUAGCACAGGUGACCACACAGAAGUCUCUGGAAUCCUUCCUGCCUUUACCCUCUCCCAGCUCUGUUCUCUCCUUGUCAACAUCCGCACCACAGGCUGGCCCAGCCACAUUUUCAGAAACUGUGUAUGGCUAGUGGGUAGAUUCGCAUAUAUGCCGUGGGGGCGGGGCAGAUGGGUGCCUCACUGCCAUCUCCCUCCCAACAGUAGAUUCAGGACUCAUGCCCCUGGGUACCCCCGCCUGGACUUCUUCUUUUGCUUGGCCUCCCUGGUGCUUUCCUGGUAUCAGCGCAACACACCCUUUCCAGGGGACUAUGGCAUCCUUCAAGCUCUGUUACUAUGGCAAUGGCCGUGAUGUUAAACAAUCCCACUGUCUGGAUGUUCUAAGAGGAAAGGGAGGAUGGGCCCCUCUGUUCUCUCUGGCUUGAGGAGGUACCUAGGGAGAGCACUGGGACUGCCUACGAGUGUUUUUUUGUUUGUUUGUUUGUUUGUUUGUUUGUUUUGUUUUUUUAAUCUGAGAGAUCAUUAUGGAGGUUUGGAGCUGGGGGAGACACAUGAAGUGUGGCAUGGGAUGGAGCAGAGGCAGCCACUGGGAGCCAGCUUGGAAACCUGACUCCGAACUCUGCACACUUUGUGAUGUCCUUGUACCCUGUGUCUCUCAGGGGCCUACAAAACCUGGCGUGUUGCUUGCUGGGACGGAGGAAGCUAACAAUGGGCAGAGCUCACCUAACAUGCAGGAAGCCCUGAGCUCCAUGGCCAGAGCCCUGUAAACUAAGUGGGGCAGUGAACACAUACAGUGCCAGCACUGGGUAGUGGAAGCAGGGGGAUCAGAAGCUCACGGUCAUUCCUUGGCUACAUGGUGUGUUCUAGGACAGCAUGGGCUACACGGGACUCUAUUUUAAAAGGAGAAAAAAGGUAAACAGUGGGGGUUACUGGUGAAUGCACCAAUGAUUCCUCCCCCCCCAUUACCUUUCUAACAUUACGUAACUAUAAACUAUACCCCUGCCAUGUAAAGACUACCGAAGCUGGGCGUGUGCCCUGGGGACAGUGAGAGGAUGCAGCUGAGGGUCUUAUUUGUUCACUUCCCACCCUUCAAGGAAACAUCCCAUUGGAGGGCUUGGCUUCUGUCUCCCAAACAUCAGGUUGUGGAAAAGUGUCCCUUGGAGAACACUGCCAUUCUCUUCCCUGCAGUGACAUGUGAGCCCUUUGUGUUGAGCAGGUCGAAGGAGCUUCACGGCUGUGCAUCUGGCUCCCAGUAUUUUGUGGGUUACAGACUCAAAUCCCACUGAGCCCUUAGAGUCUUGUUUAUGUAUAAGAAUUUGAGAAUAAUAUGUGGAGAGGAAGCUGGAGAGAUGCAAAGCUGUUGAGAGUACUUGCCUUGUGUUCUUCAGAAGACCCAGGGAAUUGAACACUCUCUUCUGGCCUCCACAGGCACCUACACAUACAUGGCGUGCACGUGUGUGUGUGUGUGUGUGUGUGUGUGUGUGUGUGUGUGUGUGUGUAAUUUAAAACAAAAUCUUUUAGAAGUAUGUGGGGAUAAGAAUGGCCUGCUUUGCACCUGAGCCUAACAGAGCCAGCACCUUUUGAAGGGAAUGGCACACAGGUAUGGAGCCUUGGGAACAUCUCGCUGCCAAGGAGGAACUGGGCAGCAGUCUGAAGUCUGUGGUGCUUUUGCAUUCAGACAUGUGGUUGUCAUUGGUGUCUUUGGGAACCUUCUGCCAAUAAACCUCCCUUUUGGAUGCAA
Messenger RNA from Psammomys obesus (fat sand rat), 4403 nucleotides. It is a transcript of the gene Rnft2, whose product is annotated as ring finger protein, transmembrane 2. Bases 194 to 1531 code for a protein of 445 amino acids. Lineage: Eukaryota; Metazoa; Chordata; Mammalia; Rodentia; Muridae. The transcript is spliced from 11 exons. Gene Ontology annotation, biological process: positive regulation of ERAD pathway. The record is from RefSeq and is a predicted model, not a curated record. Gene Ontology annotation, molecular function: ubiquitin protein ligase activity.